This is a messenger RNA of Triplophysa dalaica, 2092 nucleotides long. Its product is annotated as natural killer cell receptor 2B4-like. Bases 1475 to 1924 code for a protein of 149 amino acids. The transcript has 5 exons. The record is from RefSeq and is a predicted model, not a curated record. NCBI's taxonomy places the organism in Eukaryota, Metazoa, Chordata, Actinopteri, Cypriniformes, Nemacheilidae.
AUAUAAUUGCAAUACUUGAUUUUUAGUCAUGCUUUAACACAUUGUUUUAUUGUUGCAAAAACUAAAAUGGUGGACAUUGAAGUCAAAAAGACGGACAUUCACUAAAACAAAAUAGAUGUGACACAGAUGAGUGAGUCAAAGUGAAACUGUUGUGGUUUCAUCACUCGUGUGGUCUCAUCUGUUCAGUGGACAAACAACACGUAUAUUAAUGUGCUUGUGGUCAGUUUGUGUGUGUGUGUUUUCUGGGGAAAAGUUUCCACUGAUAUCUGAUGAACUUCACUCCAAACUAAUUUGCCCGCAAAGGUCAGAGGUCAAACCCAUAAGAGAUGACUAGUUUAAAGUAUAGUUAGCACAUAUUUUAAUAGAUAAGUCUUAAAAGCCAUCUAAAAAACAAACCGUUAAAGAAUCAAAUGUGUUUUAAACUAGACAAUAUUAUAUUAAUGUAAUAGAAUAAUGUGAGUGAUUCAAGGUCAGAGCUGAUCAAUGGAAGGCUGAUGAGAAAAAAAGACUCUCUGCAAAGAUUAUAAAACAAAUUUCAUCUAAAUGCGGUCACAUUUAUUUAAUAUCUCUAUACACUCAGUGUUUGUUAACAAUCGUCUUGUUUGUGUAUGUUUAUUCCUAACACUUAAAAAUGGUUUGUGUGUGUGUUGAAGUCUCGUUCUCUCUGACUUCAUGUUUCAGAUCAUGUAUGUACAUGUGUGUGCGCUCAUGUCUGUGCGUGUUCAUAUGUGUGUGUGUUCGUGUGUGCGUACUCAUGUGUGUGUGUGCUCAUGUGACUGUAUUAAGGUGAAGAUAAACACAUGUAGUGAUAUUUCCUGUCACAUCACAAGUGACGCUCAGUUUCUCAAACACACUUCAGCAGAAUAUGAUUUGUGUGACAGUUUUACUGUGUUUGUGUCUGUGGCGUCUGAACGGUGUGUUUGGUGAUGAAGUGAAGUCAGUGUCAGUGAUGGAGGGACAUUCUGUUACUCUACACACUGAUCUCACUCACUUACAGGGUCAAGAUCUGAUCGAGUGGAUGUUUGGUGUUGAGAAACCAGAUGAGAUUAUAGCUGAAAUCAACCAAAUUAAAUCAAUCAGUGAGACAUUCAAGAAUUAUUUACAGUUGAAUCCUCAGACUGGAUCUCUCAUCAUCACAAACAUCACAACUCAACACACUGGACUUUAUAAAGCAGAGAUCACCAGACAACCUUCUGUUCUCGUCAAACACUUCAAUCUGACUGUCUAUGGUGAGUUGAGAACUGUAGUUUCUUUCAAUUUCAAACAUGAUAAUCAUAGUGGCUGUGUGUGAUCAGAACUGGAAGAUUGUUAUAAACUUUGGAAACAUAUUUUAAUAGAAGUAUUUGGUUUGCUGUUAUUAAGUCUGAUUCUUUGUGUUUUUCCAGCUGGUCUGUCUGUUCCUGUCAUCUCCAGAGUCUCUUCUCAAUGUUCUUCUUCAUCUUCAUCAUCAUGUUGUUGUGUGUUGUGUUCAGUGAUGAAUGUGUCACAUGAUGUGAGUGUCUCCUGGUACAAAGGAAAGAGUUUAUUGUCCAGCAUCAGUGUGUCUGAUCUCAACAUCAGACUCUCUCUACCUCUGGAGGUGGAAUAUCAGGAUACAAACACAUACAGAUGUGUGCUCAACAAUCCCAUCACAAACCUCACACAACAUCUACACAUCACUCAACUCUGUCACAUGUCUUCAGAAUCGAGUCUCACCUUCAUUCAUAAAGUUGUGAUCUGUUGUGCAGUUGUUGUAUUUCUGACGAUUGUAACGGCACUUCUGAUCUUCUUCAUCAUCAGGAAACACAGAAAAACAAAUAAAGAUUAUCAGACCGGUGAAGAGGAGAUCACUUAUGCAGAACCAACCUUCCGUGAAAGACCAACACAUAAACAGAGAUGUGCAGUGGAGGAUGAUGUGGUGUAUGCAGGAGUCAUGAGAAGAUGAAAAAACCCUCUGUGAUCCUGAUUCUUCACUAGUGAUGUUCUGAUGAACUUAAACUGCUUUUCAAAUCUGAUGUAGUUUGUUUUAUAUUAUUUAGGCUUUUUUUUAAUUCCUCCAUGUGAAAUAUUAAUCCACACAUAGUGCCAAUUAAAUGAUAUGGAUUCCAAACAA